Molecule: messenger RNA, 1185 nt
Organism: Colletotrichum truncatum
Lineage: Eukaryota; Fungi; Ascomycota; Sordariomycetes; Glomerellales; Glomerellaceae
Source: RefSeq, a predicted model, not a curated record
AUGUGGGGAGAUGAUACCGUUCGCCCUCAUGAACAAAUAAAAGAUUUCAAAUCAGGCGCCAUGGCAGCAGGAAAGGAGUUCGGUCUUGGCUGGUACGAUGGCGUGAGCGGUUUAGUCAUCCAGCCCUGGAAAGGUGCCCAGAAAGAAGGUCCCAGCGGAUUCAUUAAAGGUAUUGGCAAAGGCAUCGGAGGAUUUGUAAUGAAACCGCUCGCAGGCUUCAGCGGUGUCCUCAGUCAUACGAUGAAAGGGGUACAUAAAGAGGUGCAGAAGCUAUUCGGCAGCAACAUUGAGGACUAUCUCGUCGCAUCUAGGGCAUCUCAAGGAUACGAGGAUUGGCUGCAGAGCUCUGAUGCAGAGAAGCAGGACAUCAUCGAUCGGUGGACACUAAUCAAAGAAUGCCUGAAAGAAAAACACGACCCUGACAAGAUAAUGCAAGAUAUUUUAAGAGCCCAUCGACUGAGGAACAUAGAGCACGGGGCAGUCAGGCACAGCUGUGAAAACACCGCGAGCUCUGAUCACGCGAGUUCUGACCAACGCUCUAUCAACAUGGAUCUUGAGGAGUCGCUGGUAGCUUCCGUGAUCAAAGAAAACGCCCAAUUGUCAGCCCAUGGGAGUUUACGUACAAAUACGCAAGAGAAUUCUAUUGUCGACCAGGUGACUGAAGACGACGCUUUCCAGCUCCAGCGUCAACAAGAACUCGCAGAUUAUGAGGCAUAUCAGGAAGAUUUGCGCCAGGCGAUCGUAUCAAGCGAAGCCGAAGCUCGGCAACAUGAAAGCGAAAUCCUGGAGUACAAUGCACACUUGAAGCGAGCCAUGGCGCAGAGCCUGAGGGAAGAAAUACAAAAGGGUUGCCAGAGGGAAUGGGCAUUUGACAUGACUUUGAGCAACGAAGCAGGAAAAGAGCUCAAGCGAACAGAACAAGAAUGUAAGAUGGCAGAGAAGGGUUUGGUCGUUAAGACAGAUGGCCCAUCAAGCACCCAGGAAGAUAUUUUGGUUGAUCAGGGAAAUUUCGCGGGCACCAGACGAACGGAAUUCGAGGGGCGACAACAGCCACAGCAGGGAGAGAAAACAAGGAAAGAAAAGGAAGCAGAAGAGAUCGUGCUGGAGUACGUCCGAAAGCAAAGUCUUUUGGAACAGGACCAUCAGAACAAAGGCAAGAACCGUACUAACAUUAGCGAAUUAUAG